CUAUAAAAAAUUAAAUGAAUAGAAUAUUUCCGAGCAAAGGGAAAAUAUACUACGGAGUAAUAUAUAUUUUGAAAUAUCUAUUUAAUUCUAAAUUUAGCUAGAGAAAGGUACAUGUUGCUAUAGGAAUUGGGUGGGGACCCGAGUGUUGAUAACUUGUGGUCGUUAGUUUUCAAUAGGGUAGAUUGCCCGCUGGAAAGACGUGGUCGGUUGAAAGUUGUUCCGUCACUUCCGUGUUGGUCAUUUGCUCGCGCAGUUUCUCAAGCAUGGCGGUUCUGAGCAGAUCGGUGGCGCCGUUCCGACGGAGCUGCGUGGGUUCGAUCCGCCGAUUUUGUUCAGGUGCAGACUCGAAACUGGCAGCUGCUCUACGGACCGGGAAGCCCGUCGAGGGAAGGAAUGUCCAGUGGGUGUUUCUCGGCUGCCCCGGCGUCGGCAAGGGCACCUAUGCCGCUCGCCUCUCGAAUCUUCUCGGCGUUCCUCAUAUCUCCACCGGAGAUCUCGUCCGUCAGGAACUCUCCACCCCUGGCCCUCUCUCCUCCCAGCUGGCAGAGAUUGUUAAGCAAGGGAAACUAAUUACUGAUGAAAUCAUAAUAGAUUUACUAUCAAAGCGGCUUGAGGCUGGUGAAUCUAAGGGUGAAACAGGUUUCAUUCUUGAUGGAUUUCCUCGAACUAUAAGACAGGCGGUGAGCAGUAUUUUUUCAGUAAUUGCUUAAAUACUAGGUUACCUAGCAUAUGCAACAUCUAGCUUGAGUUUUUAAGUUGUACAAAUACAUAUGUACUCUAUAGUAUUAUUUAAGCCAAACCGCACAUACCCAAAUUGGCCGAUUAUUCCACUCGGAAGUAGGGUUGGGGAGGGGGGGGGGAUGAUGUACUGUGUGCAGACCUUACCUCUAUCUCAAGGGGUAGAGUAGUAGAACGUAAUGUAAACACACUUAUGUAGUAUCUCUCUUGUUUAAUUGUGUAUGACACUAUUUAUUCUGAUUAGGGACUCUCAAUUGCACAACAAUAAAUUUUACUAGACUCACUUUUAGUUACUCCAAGUAUUUGUGGAGAAAAGCACACAUGUGCACGCUUAUGUAUGUGUGGUGG
This is a messenger RNA of Cuscuta campestris, 1086 nucleotides long. The record is from the annotation of a GenBank genome assembly. Lineage: Eukaryota; Viridiplantae; Streptophyta; Magnoliopsida; Solanales; Convolvulaceae.